GUCUGUCGGCGGCUCGAGGCUGCGCGCGGUAGGGGAGAUCGCCCGGGAUUCCCGCCGGAGGCGUCACCUCUGUCACUCCCAUCUCCUCCGCGAGCCGCUUCUCCAGGGGAGUCAGACCCGGCCCUUCGCCGGGCAGAGAAGAUGCUGCCCCUGUCCAUCAAGGACGAUGAAUACAAACCACCCAAGUUCAAUCUGUUCGGCAAGAUCUCGGGCUGGUUUAGGUCUAUUCUGUCGGACAAGACAUCCAGGAACCUGUUCUUCUUCCUGUGCCUGAACCUCUCUUUCGCUUUCGUGGAACUCCUCUACGGCAUCUGGAGCAACUGCUUAGGCUUGAUUUCCGACUCUUUUCACAUGUUUUUCGAUAGCACUGCCAUUUUGGCUGGAUUGGCAGCAUCUGUUAUUUCAAAAUGGAGAGAAAAUGAUGCUUUCUCUUAUGGGUAUGCUAGAGCAGAAGUUCUGGCUGGCUUUAUCAAUGGCUUAUUUCUGAUCUUCACUGCUUUUUUUAUUUUCUCAGAAGGAGUUGAGAGAGCAUUAGCUCCUCCAGACGUACACCAUGAAAGAUUGCUUCUUGUUUCAAUUCUUGGGUUUGUGGUAAACCUCAUAGGAAUAUUUGUUUUCCAGCAUGGAGGUCAUGGACAUUCUCAUAGCUCUGGACAUGGACACAGUCAUUCCCUCUUUAAUGGUGCUCUGGAUCAUGGCCAUGGCCAUGGCGAUCAUUGCCAUAGUCAUGAUUUGAAACAUGGUGCUACCCAUAGCCACGAUCACGCUCAUGGCCAUGGACAUGGGCACUUUCAUUCCCAUGAUGGCCCCUCCUUAAAAGAAACAGCAGGACCUAGCAGACAGAUUUUACAAGGUGUAUUUUUACACAUUCUAGCAGAUACACUUGGGAGUAUUGGUGUAAUCGCCUCUGCCAUCAUGAUGCAAAAUUUCGGUCUGAUGAUAGCAGAUCCAAUUUGUUCCAUCCUGAUAGCCAUGCUCAUAGUUAUCAGUGUUAUUCCUCUUUUAAAAGAAUCAGUUGAAAUAUUAAUGCAGAGAACUCCUCCCAUGUUGGAAAAUCAUUUGCCUCAGUGCUAUCAGAGGGUCCAACAGUUGCAAGGAGUUUAUAACUUACAAGAGCAGCACUUCUGGACUCUAUGUUCUGACGUUUAUGUUGGGACCUUGAAAUUAAUAGUAGCACCUGAUGCUGAUGCCAGAUGGAUUUUAAGCCAAACACAUAAUAUUUUUACUCAGGCUGGAGUGAGACAGCUUUAUGUACAGAUUGACUUCGCGGCCAUUUAACGAAUGAAAAGGAAUUAUGCUUUUCUGUGGACCGAACUCUUUUGGUACUGUACAAUCUUAAACAUUGUACCCAGUUUUCCACAGCAGAAAAAUCAUCACUACAGUUCCUCAGCACCAAGCUCACCAGGUCGAGUGGGUCAGUGGUGCUGUGUCGGAAGUCCACAGACAAGGGAUCACAAUUAAGAGGAUCUCUCCUAAGCUUUUGGUCUGGUCUUUUGUAAUCUUCCAUUCAAACCACUUUGAUUUCUGAGGGUUCUGGUUUUGCCCUAUAGCUUUUGUUUGAUUCUUCCUCUCCCCACUCCUCAGCCCCAAUUCAAAUACCCUCAUUCACACUCCUCAUCCUAGCCAGUCAGAAAUUCAGAUUGUGGACCUCCAGUCAUCUGGAAUGUCUUCACUGAAGCUGCUGGAAACCACUGCUCUCAUCCCCCCAAAACCAGUGUUAUUAAGAAAAAGAAAUAGAAAUAUGUUUUAUAUGUAAUGUCACAGUUGUUGACGUUCUUCAGUAUAAUCAUAUGUUUGUAAAAUUGUUUGUACCUUGCAAACUUAAGAACCAAACCAUAUUGGGUUUUCCAAGUGCCUUUGUAUCAGAAAAUGUGCCAGCUUAGAAAUGUACCAUCAACGGCCAUAGAUUUUUUUUUUAAUGACUCUUCUGUAAUCUGUCCAAAUGAGACUUCUCAGUAUACAGAUUGUCUUGUAUACAGAUUGUAUAUUCUUGUAUACAGGUUAUCUUUUUUGUGUACAUCCAUUCUAGGUUUAGUUACGUGGAAAUUUUCUCUUUGUUUUAUUGCAUCAAAAAAAUAAAAGGUGUUAUUUUGCUUUUCAGAUCAAAUUCAGUUAUCACAUUAAAUGACUUUGUGGAGUUUAUUUUCAAAAUUUGGAUAUGCAUAUGUUUACACAGUUGUUUUGACUUAUGCAAAACAUCGAAAAUUCAGAUUUCUUAAAAGUUCUGUCUUUGAAAAAUGUCUCCCCACCUCCCCCGCCCUGCUUGCUUUUAAUUUUGGUAGAGGGGGCCUGGGGGUAUUUGGAUCACAGCUGGCAGUGCUCAGAGCUACUUCUUCUGGCUCUGUGCUCAGGUGUCAUUCCUGAGGGUGCUUGGGGGACCAUAUGAGGUGCCAGGGUUCAAACCAGGUCUGCUGCAGGCAAGUCAAGCGCCUUAAGCCCUGUUUCUUCAAGCCUCCCUACUGUUCUUAUGGUUUUUAUUAAUGAAUAGAAAGGCAAUGUGAGAGAAGACAAAUAGAUGUGAUGCUAUUUAUCUUUUUUGAUUUUCAAAUGCCAGGUCAUUCGAUUUGUCUUUCUGUGCAAGUAUUGCAUUAUACAGUUGCUAGGAUAACAUGGUAAUACAGAACUCUUCCUCACCUAGGUAUCUUAGGAAAUAAUAACUAAGUCGAUUUCCAAGUCCUUGUGUAUUUGAAAAAUAAAAUUGCUAUUUGAAAUUAGACUUUGAACAUUCUACUCAAGUAGUCUGUUGUUUGGUGGAAAAGUAUGGAUCUGGAUAAAUAUUUUUCCAUUGUAUUUCAUUUCGUCAUAGCGUAUAUUAUCUUUUAACUAAAAAUAGUUGCAGUUGUUCUGGGAAAACUUUGUAGGGUAGAAAUGAUUGUUUAGAAUGUGGAUAAAUAAUAAGCAUUUUUUCACUGGCAUGACAGAAAUCACUGUUGUUUUUGUCUGAAUACUUUGCCCCUAUAUUCAACCUACAAUUUGCGAGCUUUCAUUAGGAAAACUAGACUGCUUCUGCCAUGCUUUUCUAAACUACUGAAUAUUGCCAUAAUCUGUCUUGUCCAUGUUCCCUUUUUUGAACAUUAAAUAGUAUUUUCAAAACAUUUUACGUAAUGUCAGGCAAGAAUUCCCACAUAGAAUGUAUUUAAAACAACUGCUGAGACAUUUUAGGAGGAAAACUACAAAGGGAAUAAGAUCCUGUUAAUGAUGCUGUUCUUUCAUUAUAUGUAAAUCAUCACUUGGGCUUCUGCAACCACUACCAAACUUGACAGAACUGUGAGAUAUUCUGUGGAUUUGGGCAUGUAAUGGAAGAUGAUAGAUAGUUCUAGAAGAAGGCAGGGAUUUGGGAUGUGGAUCUUUACAAACUAUAGGGUGAAAAAUAUCUCUAGGCAAUAGAGCAUUUACCUUACACUUUUCCUGAUACUGCCCAAAAAAAGAAAUGAAAAACUGUAAUUGUACUGAUAUGGGAAUAUUUCAUUUGCCCUGAUCUGUGCAACAUUCAUGCUUUAAUUAAAUGUUUAUAUAUGUUAAUGAGUGCAGCAGUAAAAAAUUAGUAAGAGAAAAGCAGUUUCUUCAUCUUUAGGAUAGAUAUUGUGUUCUUAGCAUAGACGUAUUGCUAAAGAAGGUAAUUUCACUGAGAGGUACUACCUGAUUCGUGUUAUAAAAUAAAUCCUGACCUAUUGCUGGGUUAAACGUUUGCAGAAAAAGAAUUCUGUACAUGAGUAUAACUACUAAUACUUUUUAGAAAAACAGAGUAUCUUGAGAACAGAUUUGUCAUGCUCAGA
Molecule: messenger RNA, 3776 nt
Organism: Sorex fumeus (smoky shrew)
Lineage: Eukaryota; Metazoa; Chordata; Mammalia; Eulipotyphla; Soricidae
Gene: SLC30A7
Product: solute carrier family 30 member 7
Exons: 11
Coding region: 142-1278 (378 amino acids)
Biological process (GO): transmembrane transport; zinc ion transport; intracellular zinc ion homeostasis
Cellular component (GO): membrane; Golgi apparatus
Molecular function (GO): zinc ion transmembrane transporter activity
Source: RefSeq, a predicted model, not a curated record